Molecule: messenger RNA, 468 nt
Organism: Epithele typhae
Lineage: Eukaryota; Fungi; Basidiomycota; Agaricomycetes; Polyporales; Epitheliaceae
Exons: 4
Coding region: 1-468 (155 amino acids)
Cellular component (GO): nucleus
Source: RefSeq, a predicted model, not a curated record
AUGUCCACGCGCAGCCGUGUGGAUGUGGGAUACCUCGGCCUUCGUUCCUCAGCCGACCUCGCGGUCCACCACUCGCACACUCCCGACCCAUCCCAGCAGUCCCUCUUCGACCCAUACUGCCAACCCACCAACUCGGACCAAUCCUUUUGCUCCGACUUCUCCUGCUGUGGCCAGAGUCUGCCAGACCUCCACCGCCUCCUCGAGCACUUCGAGGAAGAGCACGUCCUGCCCAUUAUGACGGACGACAUCCACUCCCAGGCACACCAGUACUCGCCGUACAUCCUCAGCUAUCCUCAGCCCGACCCCCACUCCCUCCCGCCUUCCCUGGCGUACCUCAACCCGAACGGGCUCAAGUACCACCUCGAGAAGGGCACCUGCACCAACGCCGACACCCACUCGCGCGCCCCGCUCCCUGCCCUCGGCCCGCGCGCCCCUGGCCCCCCGCCGCCCGCGACGCCCUCGGCAUGA